AGGAUAUAGAGCAGAAUGAUCAUCGUUUACAUUUUUUGAGGGUCAUCUAUGGUCAUCGACUUUGGAUUGUGACGAAUUCCAGUCAAUCUUUUUCAUACGUGAUCGCCGUGUGUUACGACCUUCAUCAGGAUGAACGUUGGUCCCUUCAUUCUGUGUGACCCAGAUAUAUCGCGCAAAUUAACUUGUUGGAAGGACUUCUUGUGACUAUUGGAUGUCUUAUCAAAUCGUGGUUCGAGAUCUAGUUUGGUUAUUUUCGUGGGCUUUAUGAUCACCAUUUGCCUAUUCUGAGAUUAAGACAGGUGUUUGGCCUCAUUUCUUUUUCCUUGCUCGUGUUUGAAGUCGUAAUGAUAUGUCUGGUGUCUACUAGCUUUUCAUUCAGGCAACUGAAAGGCUUAUCUUGUUACUUUCAGAUUUUAACCAAGAUAUACCAGCCAAGUAAAAGAGAAGACCACGAGAAGAAGCUCGAUGAGGCUUGAUGACGUUCGAUAACAACAAUCGGCCGCCAAAGCCUCAACACUAGCCGCAUACGAAAUUCGCAGAGCAACUCCAACUUGGUUACAUUGAACGCGCGAAAGCCAGCUUAUGUUAUAAUUGUGACAAAAACAAGUUGUGUCGAGUUGAUUUUGUUACCGCAAAACCGUUCAAUUGUAUAACGCGAGCGCAAGGGAUAACCGCAAAGAUCGUAGCGGGUGCUUUAACAUACUUCACGCGAAAUCAUUACCGCUUUGCGCUUUGGCCUGAAUCUAUCUGCUUUGUUGCUAAACAUGCUUCACCUGUUAUGUAAGUCAUUAUGCUUAAACAAUAUCAUUGCACGAUAUCCAGCACAGGGGUUGUCAAGAUUGCAAUUGAUGUGACUGUCGUUGUUUUUUGGGGAGCACCUGAAACUUAACUGUAAAACACGAACUGAAAGAUAGUUGUUUAAAUUCUAGAUUAACGAGAAUGGUUUAAAAAUUGUUGUGGAAUAUCAUGACUUCGCCUUUGCUGAAUAUAGCUGUUCUUUAAAUUUGGAAACUCCCAAUAUCGUUUAUCUCCUUGAUCCUGGAGUAAAAUAGCCGUCUCUGUGAUUUCAGCCAAACCGACCACAACAACAACAACAACAACAACAUCAACGACGACCACAACUGCAGCUCCAACAACGACAAUAUCAUCAAAGUCCAAACCAAAUAUUUGUUGUUACUGCGAUUGUCCAAAGAAUGAGAUCCCGCCAUGGGCAAUGGUGGCUGCGACCGCCGCUGCAGCACUUCUCCCGCUCUGGGCUAUCGUCGGGGCCAUACUUUGCCGGAGAAAGAAGAAGGAUCCAGUAGCAGAGAUUAUGACUGAAGCAGUCCGGAGGAUCUCCAUCCACCCAAAACCAGCCAUGCCGAAGACGACAAAGUGGAAGCCAGCGGAUGUGUACCGGCACCAAGCUGACGCUUGGACAGGUGGGCGUGAGACGCCACCUGAACCUGAACUAGAACCAGAACCAGAACCAGAACCACCAAAGGCAGCAGGGAAAUCAAAGUGGAAAUGCAGCGAUGUGUACAAGAAGGACGCUGGGACAGAUAAAGGUGGCUCGGUCUUCAGCGGGACUGAAGAGACAUCGAACGCCAGUAGCCUCCUUGGGAAGCGUGAAGGCUCUAGCCUUACCACUGUGACAUCUCUCUCAGUGGAUGAGGACGACCCUCCGCCACCCUAUGUGCCUCCAAUGACACCGGGGACGAGCAAGGCCAGGCAACGAACCAUGCAAAAUAAGCCGCUUCCUCCAGUGCAGAGUUAAGUUUACUUUGGGCCGGGAGUGUAAAGACCUUUAAGAGACUCCUUGUUCGAGCUUUAACUAAGAAGUAUAUCAAUGACUUAGGACAGGCAUUGGCAGUAACGACAAGAGACAAGGAGGCAGUCAGAAACGCGUGCAUAGACCUUAGAAUAUUGCCUUCCGAUAUGAUCCGCGCCCCUAUCAAAGUCACAUUGCCACCAAAUCAAAUGUGAUGACUUUUAACCGUAGUACAUGUAGUGUGUUAUUGAUGUUUUAAAUCUUUAUGGACUGUGCGUGUGAGUGAUGUUUUGAUAUAGUUAUCAAGAAAUGAUGAUGAUAAUUUAGUGUUAAGUGUGGUAUGUUAGUGUAUUUGACCUUAUAACUUUGGAGCAAAGGCAACUUACCUCUGUUGUAUAAUCAUUUCAUCAACACGGCGGGUACAGGUUUGUUUUUUUUUAAAUUCUUACUUGGAAGAGAAAUGAAGACACAGAAGGAAAAGGACAACAGAUUAGUUGAUUUUGAGGUGCGAAAGGCACGCAUUUCUUUAUUUUUGUUGUUUUAGUGCCUUGUUUAUAUUGUGUUGCAAAGGUAGACCGAUCCCUUUCUUUACCAAGUGUGACUAAGUCACUCUAAAGAUUCAAAAUAUUGAAAUAAGUCUCUAUGUGUUUCCAUCAGAGAGCCUGUAUAAGAGAGAAUCUCCCUAAAAGAUCGAUAUGCGAAGAUGUUGACCAGUUUGUUUAAUAAACUAGAAUGAGCUGCAUACA
This is a messenger RNA of Lineus longissimus, 2496 nucleotides long. RefSeq lists its product as uncharacterized. Lineage: Eukaryota; Metazoa; Nemertea; Pilidiophora; Heteronemertea; Lineidae. The record is from RefSeq and is a predicted model, not a curated record. The transcript has 3 exons. Bases 1214 to 1756 code for a protein of 180 amino acids.